ACUCAAUAAUUUGUUAUUGUUCAUACGGAUGUCAUAUGUCAUCGUUGUAUUUGUAUUCGUAAUUGUUCAUCCGCAGUAUUGACCCAUUUCUGAUUGACACUACGGUAUUUCUAUUAUUUUGAAAUCAUUUCAAUUCCUGAUUACUUGAGCCUCUCUUUUUAUUGUUUCCACAACAAUAUGGGCUGUGAUGGAGGUACCAUUCCGAGAAGAGAUGAACUUGUAAGAGUGAAAAAGAAACCAGAAGCCAAGGAUAAAGAUGCUGAAUUGGCCUUUAGAUGGAGAUGUUGUACAAUUAGUCAGGAAAUUCUUCAAAAACCUAUUGUGGUUUGCCAUUUGGGAAAACUUUACAGCAAAAUGUCUCUUAUUGAAGCUUUACUGGACAGAAAUUCUCUACCAGAAUCCUGUAAACAUAUCAAGUCCUUGAAAGACGUUAAAGAUUUAAAAUUAACUGAAAAUCCUGAGUUCAUGAAAGAUGAAGGAAAAAAAGAUGGCUCUUUGGAUCACAGAGCAGCUCCUUAUGUUUGUCCAGUUCUCGGACUUGAAAUGAGUGGAAAAUUUAGAUUUGUAGCUGUUUGGUCAUGCGGAUGUGUAUUUUCAGAAAGAGCUCUUAAAGAAAUAGGUACCAAUAACUGUCACAAAUGCACGAAACCAUUUGUAGAUGAUGAUGUAGUCAUUAUUAAUGGAACUGACGAAGAUCUGGAGUUGAUGAAAAACCGAAUGAAUAUAAGGCGACAAAAAAAUAAAAAAAACAAAGAAAAAAAGAUCAAAGUAGAAGACACUAAUGAAGAUAUGAGUUCAGAACCUACAACGUCUAAAGGAGUGAAGCGACAUUCAAACUUUAUAAAAAUUGAAGAUAGUUCAAAGAAAUGCAAAAGUUCUGCAGAACCUUCUACAUUGUCAAAAAUCGGUAAUGUUGUUUCUGUGGGUACAGUAACUAAAGCAGAGGAAUUGAGAAAAAUGAAAUCUGAUUAUAGUGUAGCCAAAGAUAAGCAGGCGAGCAGUGUUUACAAAUCUCUCUUCACCAGUCACCAGUCCGAGAAAGACCAAGGUAGAGCUCAUUGGGUCACAUAUAAUCCAUUUUAUAAUUAGUUCAUAAUAAAAAUGAUAGUGUAUCUCACUUUCAUUGAAUCCUUAAUAAACUUUGUGUAGUGGACUAGAUAGUUUUGCUGAGUAUUUUUAAAAUGUAUGUGUACUUUGGCAUAUUGUAUAUUUCUAUUUUCAAGUACUCAUUGGAUACAAGUUCGUUUCCUCUAUAGGAACGUAGGACCUUAAAAGAUCUGUUAUUCAUAAACAAAGUCUUGGUAGGUUAUCUAAACUGUUCUAUUGUCUACUUUGUUAUUCAGAAUUCCAGUCGAAGCAACAUGGAAUCAUACUACUAGUGAUGGAUAUUUCAACCCAAUAUCACAACUCAUGUGGCUCGGAUUUUUUUAACUGUGGACUCAGGAAUUAGCUUUGCUCAAUUGAAAAUAUUCUUUAACUUUCUCCCCCUAGCACAUAAUUGACUUAUUUUUCUGAUUGACUCGGCCGUUACUUGAUGAAGAUCCAUAGUAAUUUCACAAACUACACCGGAAAUGAUUUGAUCUGUACAAAAUUAAUUUUUGAAAAUAUCUCAACAUGUUUCACUAUCACAGUAUCUUUUUCGUAGUAAAUAAACUUAAUCAUACUCAAUCAUAAUUACCUAAAGCAUCUUAUCAACUUUUAUAUACCUCAAGUACAUCCUCAAUUAUGAUUACCUAGCCCAUAUUAUAUCAACUCUACAUCAAUAAACUAGGAUAACAUCAGUUUCCAAGAAAACAAGUUCAUUAAUGGUGAUCUAUAUUUUACUGAAUGAACAACUGGAUUUAAAUAGAUAAGCAUUACUGAACUUGGUUUUCUUAGAAACUGGCGUUAUCCUAGUCUUCUUAGACAUUUUUUUCAUAAACUACACCUCACGAUUCGAUCUCCACAAACUUCAUUUGAAAAAUUUAUAUCACAUGUUUCGCUAAAACAGUAGCUUUAUCAAGUCAUGUGAGUCACUUGAUAAAGUGCCGAAACAUGUGAUAUAUAUUUUGAAAUAAAGUUUGUGGAGAUCAAAUCGUGAGGUGUAGUUUAUGAAAUUACUGAAUAUAUACCUGAGUAUGUAGUUCUCGCUGAUGAUUAUGUAAGGUAUAAAAAGUUAAGAGUCAUAGAAUUAAUUUUCAGUAUAUUAUUCACUACGAAAAAGCUACUGUGAUAGUGAAACGUGUCGUGAUAUUUUAAAAAAUAUAGUUUUGGAUAUGAAAUCAUUUCCAGUGUAGAAAUUACUUGACUUAUAUUGAAUUAUUAGGUUAGGUUGAAUUUGUAUCUAUUGUAUAAUGUUUAUGUAAAAAAGGGUUUAUUUCCUGUACAAAUAAAUAAAUGAAUCACCAGUUU
Molecule: messenger RNA, 2391 nt
Organism: Leptinotarsa decemlineata (Colorado potato beetle)
Lineage: Eukaryota; Metazoa; Arthropoda; Insecta; Coleoptera; Chrysomelidae
Product: replication termination factor 2
Biological process (GO): mitotic DNA replication termination
Cellular component (GO): nucleus
Source: RefSeq, a predicted model, not a curated record